UUGGUAUUUCUAGUUCCACAAUUUAAGGUCCGAAGACAUUGGACUGAAGCAUCUUCCAUGAACAGAAAAAAUAAAAAUAAAAAACCAUGGAAACCUCAAAACCAUUACCCAUUUUUCUUCAGUUCUUGUAAAAAAAAUUCCCAAUUUCAUCGCCACUAUUUUCAGGUUUGAAACCUCAGAUUGAAAAAUCAGACCUGUUUCUUUCUCUAGAUCUCUCUCUUUCGUGGGCAUUCUCCUAUUGCUGGUUCUGAAGGUCCGGUCAUGGGGGAUCCAAGUUCAAGCAUGGAGGCGCAACCGUCGGCACCUUCACCGCCAACGCCUCCACCGCCGCCAACCCCUUCAUUGUCUCUGGUUCAGCCUUCAACCAAGAAGAAAAACAAACAUGCCAGGGUAUUUCGUGUUUUCCGUAAUGUUUUCCGAUCAUUUCCGAUAAUGACACCCGUAUGCAAACUCCCCUCCCUCCCCGGCGGCAUAUUACCUGAUGGUCGUUCUGUCACGGGCUCACGCAUCACCGGCACACUAUUCGGAUACCGGAAAGGCCGUGUAAGCCUGUCCAUUCAAGAAAACCCUAAGACCCUCCCCACACUGGUGGUCGAGUUGGCCAUUCAAACCAAUGUGCUGCAAAAGGAAAUGAGCCUUGGAAUGGUGAGGAUCGCCCUGGAAUCCGAAAAACGACCCGAUAAAGACAAGACGAAGCUCUUGGAGGAGCCAUUAUGGACAAUGUACUGUAAUGGAAAGAAAUCCGGCUAUGGCGUGAAGAGGGAGGCAACGGAGGAGGAUUUGAAUGUCAUGGAAGUUCUCAAGGCAGUGUCGAUGGGGGCGGGGGUGUUGCCAGGGAAAUCCGAGGCGGAAGGACCGGACGGUGAAAUGGCGUACAUGAGGGCGUGUUUCGAACGAGUUGUGGGAUCCAAAGACUCGGAGACUCUAUACAUGUUGAGCCCUGAUGGGAACAAUGGACCUGAAUUGAGUAUUUUCUUUGUAAGGAUUGGUUGAUUUUUUGAAAAAAGGUUUAACCCCAACCUUAAGGACUCCCACCGCCUCGUCUCUGAAGAUCGUUAAGGAGGUAAAUCGUGAGAUGUGCUAUAGUAGGACAGGGAACAACAGCUUGCCCGUACACUGGUGCUCACAAAGAGUCCAAUUUCAUAUAUAAGGAAUCAAACCUUCAUAUUGCGGCUUCUCGGAAUAGGUUAAUUUUUUAAUUCUAUGCCAAGGUUGAGUAGUGUUAAUUUAUAGAUACAUAUUUUAUGUAGACGAAAUAUUGAAAAAAAUAAAUAUAUAAUUUAUUUAUCCAGAUUAAUUUAAGGGCUUUCUAA
Molecule: messenger RNA, 1313 nt
Organism: Olea europaea var. sylvestris
Lineage: Eukaryota; Viridiplantae; Streptophyta; Magnoliopsida; Lamiales; Oleaceae
Product: protein MIZU-KUSSEI 1-like
Exons: 1
Coding region: 262-993 (243 amino acids)
Biological process (GO): hydrotropism
Source: RefSeq, a predicted model, not a curated record